AGGCUCCUGUGAGCACAGCCAUGGAUGGUGUGUUGGAGGGAGCGGCGGUGUUGUGUGUAUGUAAACUGGCCGGCAGUCUUCUCUUCCUGCCCUCGCUGACUUCCUCCUACAGUCCUGUCAGCUUCUGCUGCUGCUGCCUGUUGAUCUUCACCGACUUCCUGGUAACAGUUUUUCUGAGUUUCCUUUGCGUCUUUGAGUUCUGGCUGAGUGAACUGAGCCCAAUCGGUGAUGUUGUUGCCCUGCGCUUCCUGCUGUUCCUCAGCCACACAUAUGGCGUGGUGUUACUCCUGACCACACCUCUGAUUGCUGUGGAGACUGUGACCAGACUGCUGGUGCCUCACUCUGUCUUCGCUCACAGGGCCGUGGGCCAAACAGUUGACUCUGAUGGACAGCAUUGUUAUACUGGGGAGAUAACUAUGGAAGAGGAGGAGGACAGCAACAAUCCGGACACAGACAAAGACAAGGGGUUGUCUCAUGUUGUCGGCUACCUCUGCUGCCUGUCGGUGUGGGUUUUUGUCGCCCUGAAUGUCAGGUGGCAAUGGAAGCUGGAGGAAGAGUGGGCUGCUGCCUGUUUGCACACAACCAACUCCCUCAUCAGAUGUUUGCCCAACCUGUUCAGCCCCAUGCCCAGCGCCGUGAAUCCCUUCUGUGUCAUGGCUUUCCUCUCCCUUCUCCUGCUCCUCCUGACCACAAGCACAGGCCUUCACAGGCGACACCGGGCCCCUGCGCAUAUGGAGGGGAAGCACCGAGCAAAACGUGGAGCUAACGGCGACAGUGACCGUUGCCGGCGAGACCUCGUUUCAGCCCAGUGUGCACCCUCCUCGCCUAUGAACCCUGGGAUGCCGGUGUCAGAGCCAGCACAGUGUGUUGACCUAGAGAAAACAGAGAGCAGCUGGACCGUUCACAGAGCGUAUUCCUGGAACAUCGUGCAGAUGUCGGCGCGUCACCAUGGAGACUUUGUCCUCAUCUCCCCCGGGAGUAUGUCUGCAGAGAGGGGAGGAAAGGAGCACGAAAAGACAAAGAAAGGUAUACCUCUGACAUUUAUCAUGGAGGAACACGUGUGCUCACAAUACAGCAGCCAGCUUGGAUGGCAACAAUGGGGUUUUCCCUGCCUGGGGGUGAAAGUAAUGAUAGGGUUCGUGGGUGUGCUCUCCAUCUUUCUGCUGCCUCUGAACCUCAGUGUGAACAUUCUUCUGAUCAGGACUAUAGAGACACUACUGGAGCUGUGUGUCCGAUCUUUAGUUUCAUCUGCAGCGAACACAAGCGACACAUCAGCCUCUCACAGUGAAACAUUUUUAUGAAACCAGACUGGCGAGGGGCAAAAGUGGACGCUGAUCCGAGGCCAUUUGCAACAGGAUCACCAGAUUAAUAUUGCAUGUGCGCAGACAACAGGUCUACCUCUCGACACUGGUUUGACUAGGGAGUAAAUAUGCAUUACUGAGCAGCUAUUCACAUGUGAGGAAUAAUAUGUGGAAACUGCUGAGAGGUGCUGAGGAGGCAGGUUGAGGCGUGCUUGGUACAGAGACACUAAAGCUGACUGAAACAGAUGGCUGGGAGCCCUUCUCUUACUAUUCAGAGCCUUAAGAUCUGCAACCAUUUGUCAUUACACAACGGGUUACAGAGUGAGCCUCUGCAGUUGAAAUAAGACUAAUCCAGGGCGUUUUGAAAGGAAGGAUCUGAAGUGCGCUGAUGCCGCAUCACAUAAACCCUGGAUAAAGCAACCUAUAAAUAAACACGGAGUGAUUUGGGGGUGUAUCACAGAGUUUGUUUUCCUUCUUUGUAGUUUUGCCCCUGUUCUUAAAUCGGUUGGUUUAAAAGGACUGACCUGCUCCUCAGAGGUGGAAAGUAACUAAAUACAUUUACUCAAGUACAAUUUUGAGCUACUUGAGUAUUUUCAUCGAAUGCCACUUAAUACUUCUACUCCACUACCUUUCAGAUGGAAAUGUU
This is a messenger RNA of Xiphias gladius (swordfish), 1947 nucleotides long. RefSeq lists its product as uncharacterized. The record is from RefSeq and is a predicted model, not a curated record. NCBI's taxonomy places the organism in Eukaryota, Metazoa, Chordata, Actinopteri, Istiophoriformes, Xiphiidae. The transcript has 3 exons. Bases 21 to 1301 code for a protein of 426 amino acids.